AUGGUUCAAAAAAAUGAAGGACCAUGUUCAGUCCAAAAUUGUGAUACUAAAACAGGAUCCUAUGCUCUUUAUAAUUAUUUAAUAAUUGGGCAACAAUUAUGUUAUAACUAUUAUAUGCGUAUUGUUAAGCCUGAUAAAUACAAAAAGUAG
Messenger RNA from Cetraspora pellucida, 150 nucleotides. Lineage: Eukaryota; Fungi; Glomeromycota; Glomeromycetes; Diversisporales; Gigasporaceae. The record is from the annotation of a GenBank genome assembly.